UGGACUAGAAACACUCUCCAUCCACGACAGCAAAAAAACAGCAGCCCUCACAUCACUCACACACAGAAUCUCAGCGAGCUCCCACCGACGAUGACUGCGAAAAACCGACACAAGAACAGCUCGGGCGAGAAGAGCGCCGCAUCCAGCCAGGACGAUGCGUCGAAGAAGAGCCAGAAGAGCGCCAGUAACGGGGUGAGCGGCCCCGGACCUCAGGGGCCACGGUCAGGGAGCUGCCUCGGGUUUGUCGUCACCGCAGUGUUUUAUAUCACGCUGCUAGGCGCUGCAGGGUUUGCUGCUUUUUAUCUGCAGCAAGUAGUGGAGGAAAUCCGCCAGGCGAGCGCCAGGCAGGAGGAGAGCGCACGGCAGAGCGCAGAGCUGGGCACCAAAAUGGAGAGCGUCGCUCAACAGGUGGAGUCUCUGAGGAGUGUUGUGGACGGGCUGGAGUCAUCACUGGGCAUCACACGGGUAGAGCUGGAGGGAGCCAUCAGCCGGAUGAAGAGGGGCGAGGUGGAGACCAGGCGGGUGGAGGAGGCCCUUCAAAAGCUCCAGAACGAUCUACUCAGGGACCUUUCAGAGGGCAUCAGCGAGGUGAAGGUAGCCCGAGAGAGGGACUUCUCUUCUCUGGAGAAGACCGUAGAGGAGCGUCUGGCUGAGGUGAGUCAGUCCAUCACUGCCAGCGUGGUGGAGUUCACCGAAGCUCAGGGCGAGGCGCAGAACCAGCUGGCUGAUCUCAAGGCCCGCCUGGGUGACAUGGAAGACCCUGCGCUCAUCAAACAGGAGCUCUCUGCCAUCGUUGAUGCCGUAGCUGAAAUCAGAACGGCCAAACAGGAUUCUGACACCUCGGCCGACUCGCUCAGGGAGCAGAUCGGCACCGUGAGGGCAGAGCUCCAGACUCGUAACCAGGAAGUAUCCUCGCUGUCUCAGGAAAUUGAAACAGUGAGGUCAGUGGUGCAUGAGACUGUCGGGAGUCUGAGGCAGUCGCUGUCUGCGGCAGAGGCCGGCGUCCAGGCUCUGAAGGACAAAAGCGAGACACUGGAGAGCAGCGUGGAGCAGGCCGUCGACGCCGCCCGUCAUGUGGAGAGGCAGGCGAAUGAAGCAGCCGCCGAGUUCAAGAGACGCUCAGACGACCUGGAGGUCAGAGUUAAAGCGUCAGAGGAGAGUGGAGAUUCACUGUCGGCGUCAGUGUCAGACAUCACCAGCAGAGUGGAAUCACUAUACGCCAAGUACGACAGCCAUGAAAGCACUCUCGCUGCACAGGGGCAGGCGGUGGAGAAGGUCAAAGCUGGCUUGGAGCAGGAAAUGGAGGCACUGAAAAGCGGUUUGGGGGAGCUCCAGUCCACUAUGGCUGCCCUGGGUGACGCCCAGGCCGAGUCAGCGUCGCAGGACUCCAGCGUGGGUCAGCAGGUGAAGGACUUGGAGGAGAGGCUCGCCGCUCUGGAGGGCAGCAGCAGCGUGAAGCCAGAGCAGCUGCAGAGCUUAAGAAGCAUGGUAGCAGGCUUGGAAGCCAAAGCGGCCAAGCUAGAAGGCCACGAUGAGGCGAUUUCUACCCUUCAGAAGGCUCUGCAGGAGACCACACAGACACUGGCGGGCUUAUCCAAAGCCGGUGGCAUGAAGGGAAAGUAGCGAUUUUGAGUUAGCAGUGUGACAUCGGGAUACCAAAACAUGGACAAUAACGACUCCCUCGGGGUGACCAUAUCCCACCUUUCCUGUUUCCAUGAAGAAUUCUUUCUCAAACUCGAUGGUUGAUGUUGCACACGUUAGUUAAAAAAGUAGCCAGUGUGAGGGAAACUGGUUGGAGAGCUGGGACUGCUGAUCUGUGAAUUCAACUCCACAUCAUUCUGCACUGUAGUUUUUUUUUUUUCUAAUGUUUUGUUUUAUAAAAUUUCACGUGCCGAUGCUGUUUUUUUGAAAACCAAACGGAUGCAAUAAUGAGCUCCUUUUGAGCACUCCUAUGUUUACUCACUCAUGUUUUUUUAAGAAUAAAAACUCUUGUUGA
Messenger RNA from Chelmon rostratus (copperband butterflyfish), 1996 nucleotides. It is a transcript of the gene ckap4, whose product is annotated as cytoskeleton associated protein 4. Bases 91 to 1623 code for a protein of 510 amino acids. The record is from RefSeq and is a predicted model, not a curated record. NCBI's taxonomy places the organism in Eukaryota, Metazoa, Chordata, Actinopteri, Chaetodontiformes, Chaetodontidae. The transcript is spliced from 2 exons.